AUGUCAGCGUCCUACUGUCCUUAUCCACUUCGGCAUAAAGGAGGUUGUUUUGAAUCAAAAGCAAAACACGGCAAGUAGCAAAAUGUCAUGCCCGAACAACGUGGCAGCCAACACAUUCCUGAUGGACUCGCUGGUGGGAGGAACAUCUCCUUACAGAGGUGAGAGCUAUUCCACUAACUCUGGAAUGUAUAUGCAAACGUCUGCAGAAUAUGGUUGCUCCAUGAUGGGUAGUUUUGGUAUUGUUGGUACCCCUCUCUCCAAACGGGAUGAUCUGCAACCGAGUGGGAUGCAUCUCAGCAGUUACCAGCACUCACAUUACCUGUCGCAGCGGGACACUUGGAUCGCAGGCUCUAAAACUUACAGAGGCUCACAACCUGUUGCCCAGCCUUUGCACCCAUGCUCGUUUCCAGCCAGCAAUGUGAAAGAGGAAGCGAUUCCUUGUCUUUACCAGCCCGAUAUCGACAGCGCUAAGGAGUCCGCUGAGAAAUCCACCUACAUCCGUCUGGGAGACAAUAACAGCCAUCCGAAUCAAAGCGCCGUCUCCACCCCCGAUUAUUUCCGACGGAGCCAGGUGUACGCCAGUGAAAGGGGCCACCACGGAGAUGAGUUCGGCUCGGACUUUAACCCAAUACCCAGAAUAUCCACGCCUGUUGAGGCACUAGCAGCAGAUUCCUAUGUCAAAAGCAGCAAAGCAAGGCAGGACCCAGAAGACAAGGGAGGGAAUAACCAGGAAGACGACAUGGAUCAGAGACAGACUAGAAAAGAGGAGAGUGUUUCAAAAACAGACAGUUGUACUGAUGAUUCCGAAUGCGAAUUGAAAGCAGAUGAGUCUAAAUUGGAAAAAACAACGGGGAACUGGCUAAAAGCGAAAAGUGGACGAAAGAAGAGAUGUCCUUACACAAAGCAUCAGACACUUGAGCUGGAAAAGGAGUUCUUGUUCAACAUGUACUUGACUCGAGAGCGCCGUCUGGAGAUCAGCAAGAGUAUCAACCUCACAGACAGACAGGUCAAGAUCUGGUUCCAAAACAGAAGGAUGAAGCUAAAGAAGCUCAACAGAGAAAGUCGCGUCCGAGAGCUAACAGGCUAUAGCUUCAACUGAGCGCUUAAGACAGACAAAGGAAGAAAAAAAGAAAAUACAUGCUCUCUCGCGUUUCCCACGUUCAGCCCCUCUCUAUUUUUUAAUCUCCCUUUUUUGAUAAUUUCUCCUUUUGCAUUCACAGACUCACGCACACACAAAUACAAAAUAGCAAAGCACUGGCCCAUGACUUUUAAUGCAAAGGGACUGGAACAUCCUGCAAACAUUUAGUUUACAUUCGAGACUAAUUUAUGAUUUUGUUGAACAGACCAGAAUAAUAAUUGUAAAUAUGCCAGUAGCGUAAGAAAAGGAUGCUUGGUGCAAAUAUUCGUGGCAGAUUUGUAAUUUUAAAAAACCUUACUCAGAAUAUGAACGAGAUGUCUAUUCGAUGUCUUAGAUUAGUUUGUUUGCUGUCAGUGCGCUUGUCCCUACAAUGCGCGCUCUGUAUUUUGCAUGCUUUGUUCUUUGACGUGUAUUUGUCAAUUUGAUGUUUAACUCGAGAGGCUGAUAAAUAAAACGGGGGGUGGGAAAAUAUAAUGUCCUGGUAUGUCCUUCCCCUUGCAUAUUUUCUCCUGUAUUUUGUUGACAGAGAAAUUUUGGGUGAAGAUAGAGAAGAGAGGCAGAAGGAGAAAGUGCCUAGCACUUUCAGUAUGAGUGGGAGACCCAUAACGUUGAUUUAAAUAUUAUCCAGGUGACCACAGUAAGUCAAGGUCAUAAAAUUGUAAUGUCAUGACGGUCCUGGAAAGCGCUGGGGGUGGAUUUUAUGAUCUGCAAAUAUAAUGUGCUGCUGCAGUAAAGAUGCAUUAAAAGGUGAGUGGAGGAGGGCUAAUUCACAUACUCGGAACUGCAAUGUGCUGGCCUCACUGACGCGCUCUGCGGUCUGCCUGGCUGUUUUGGAACCAGGAACCUUUCAUUAUGGAGUAAUGGAAUGCUAUGAUACGAUGGACUGGACACGGAAGAAUCAAAGACCUACAGCGGCGGCGAAUGAAUGAGUGGAUCCUAUAAGUUACGUUAAUCAGACCGUGAGCCGGACGUUCAAGCGCAUGAGGAAAGUGUGAACGUGAGGGCAAAGAGGACCUCAUCGUUGCACUGUGAACUCUAGUUACAAUGGAGCGGAACCCAAGCGGUCUAGAACUGCUUACACUCGCCAGCAAGUCUUAGAAUUGGAGAAGGAAUUCCACUAUAAUCGGUACUUAACACGGCGAAGACGUAUCGAGAUUGCUCAUUCCUUGG
Labeo rohita (rohu) is the source of this 2308-nucleotide messenger RNA. It is a transcript of the gene hoxc10a, whose product is annotated as homeobox C10a. Bases 83 to 1099 code for a protein of 338 amino acids. The transcript is spliced from 4 exons. The record is from RefSeq and is a predicted model, not a curated record. NCBI's taxonomy places the organism in Eukaryota, Metazoa, Chordata, Actinopteri, Cypriniformes, Cyprinidae. Gene Ontology annotation, biological process: regulation of transcription by RNA polymerase II. Gene Ontology annotation, cellular component: nucleus. Gene Ontology annotation, molecular function: DNA-binding transcription factor activity, RNA polymerase II-specific; RNA polymerase II cis-regulatory region sequence-specific DNA binding.